UGCAGUGGAGUCUGUUUCUGCUCAUUCUGAUGGGUCAGUGUUCCUUCUUCACAUGUCGUCGCUAUGAGUACCACUUUAUUGGAGAGAAUAAGACCUGGAAAGAAGCUCAGUCAUUCUGUAGAGAGCAUUAUACUGACCUGGCCAAAGUGUAUGACAUGACAGACAUUAAGAGACUCCAUGACUCUGUAAAGAAUCAAACUGAAGCCUGGAUUGGGUUGUACAGUGAACCAGGAAAUAAAAGGACGUGGCACUGGUCUCUACCUGGAGUGGAGUACAAUGAAAACAAGGCAAAAUUGGGGAAUGUAGAGCCGAACAGUGAACACUGUGAGAACUGUGUGUGGAUGAAAUACUGGGAUCAGGAAUGGAAGACAUUGAACUGUCAUGAAGAAAAAAAAGGAUUUAUCUGCUACAAUGAAAGCUCCAGUGAUAAAUUCUGUUUGAUAACGGAGGAAAAAAACUGGAGACAGGCUCAGAGCUACUGCAGAGAACAUCACACAGACCUGGCCAGUGGAGAUCAGUUAGAAGAUGACAAACUAAAGGAAGAAAUACAGGAUAGCGAUGAACUUUGGAUCGGCUUGUUCAGAGACACCUGGACUUGGUCAGAUGGGAGCAAUUUCUCUUUCAGACACUGGGAUCAGGGGCCAUUUGGAGAUGGACGAGGGCAAAAGAACUGUACUUUUUUAAAGACAUCAGGUGAAUGGGGCUCUGAUAGAUGUCAUGAAAGAAAACCCUUCUUCUGCUAUGAAGAAAAACUGAUCCUGAUCCAAGAGAGCAAGACCUGGGACGAAGCCUUGGAUCACUGCAGAGAGCACCACCGUGACCUGGUCUCCAUCACUGACGUUCACCAGCAGAGAUGGGUCCAACAGAGAGCCAAGAACGCCUCAUCUCCUUUCGUCUGGCUGGGACUGCGCUACACCUGCGCUCUGGAUUUGUGGUUCUGGGUCAAUGAUCAUCUAGUCUGCUAUGACAACUGGGGCCCAGGGCAAGAGCCUGACAAGUGUUACCAUUCUGCUGCCAUGGCAAGAGACGGACACAAGUGGUUCAAAAAGGCUGAUACUGAUAAGUUUGAUUUCAUCUGUGCUGUAUAGGAAAUGUUAAAAACCCACCCAGACCCAGUGGUGACAGGCUUUAUAUUUCUGGUGUAUUUUUCUUGAGUGCAACAAGAGAAAGAAAUCACAAACUGACAGGCAGAGAAACAGAGUUACCAACAGUCUGGUUUAGUGCAGUUUAGACAUUUAAAGAAAGUGGCUACACUAACAAACAUAUUUUUCUGUCUCCUUGUCCUGAUUCAGGAACAUCAGCCUUUCUUCAUUAUGGCUGCAUGGUACCAGAUAACAGCAAUCAUGUUUUUUUGUUUGCAUCUUUUGGAGGUAGUUUUUGCUUUGCUUAGAAAUGUUACUGUCUAUAUUGUGGGAAUUGCAUGUUUUCACUGAGCACAAAUGAAAUACUUUAGGCUGAAUGUAUUGAUAUUCAACAGUUUA
This is a messenger RNA of Seriola dumerili (greater amberjack), 1481 nucleotides long. Its product is annotated as macrophage mannose receptor 1-like. The transcript is spliced from 4 exons. The record is from RefSeq and is a predicted model, not a curated record. The coding region runs from base 30 to 1088 and encodes 352 amino acids. NCBI's taxonomy places the organism in Eukaryota, Metazoa, Chordata, Actinopteri, Carangiformes, Carangidae.